Molecule: messenger RNA, 1664 nt
Organism: Ipomoea nil (Japanese morning glory)
Lineage: Eukaryota; Viridiplantae; Streptophyta; Magnoliopsida; Solanales; Convolvulaceae
Product: rhodanese-like domain-containing protein 8, chloroplastic
Exons: 8
Coding region: 77-1357 (426 amino acids)
Source: RefSeq, a predicted model, not a curated record
UAGCCUUGCAUUGCCUUAUCGGGCUGAAACGAACCCGAGCUUUGGAGUGGAGUGGAGGUAGCAUGAGCAUUGAGCCAUGAGCUCCCUCGCCAUCCCAAUCUCCCUCGCUCGCUCUCGCUCUACGCAUCCCUCCCCUUUCGCUCAUUGUAUCUCGCCGAGGCUGCGGUGGGUUUUCCCUGCAAGGGCUGCCCCCCCGUCUUCUUGGAAAUGUAUCAACACUUGUGUCCGCUCCGCUGCACUGCCAAAGUAUCCGACGCCGGGCCAGAAUAAUAAGGUCCACGAUGAAGAGUAUAUAGUGGUGAAUUUCUACUGUUUUGUGUUCAUUCAUGACCCACAACACCUGCUCGCUAAACACCUCUCCUUCAUGGAGGGUCGUGAUAUUCAUGGCCGCAUAUAUCUGAAUGAGCAGGGGAUUAAUGCUCAGUACAGCGGACCCAAGAAAGAUGCCCUCGCUUAUGUUGAGUUUGUAAAGGAAGACCAAAGGUUCUCUGACAUAUUGGUCCAGACAUCUUCUACUUUAUGUGGCCAUGCCUUCCCAAGAUUGAAGCUGCGGUAUAAGCCCUCGCUUGUUCAGGUGGAAGGAAAAAUCUCGGAUCUUCCUUUGCUUGACACAUCAAUGCGAGCCACACCUUUGACAACAUCCCAGUGGAAGAACAGAUUGGAAGCUGUAAAUAAUGUGAAUAACUCAUCAAAUGUGGAUGUUAAUACAAAGUCCAUUAUACUUGAUGUACGAAAUGGCUAUGAAUGGGAUAUUGGUCACUUUCAAGGGGCUCAGAGACCUAAUGUUGACUGCUUUCGGAGCACUUCGUUCGGGCUUUCUGACUCAGAGGUCCUUGAUUCUGAUCCUUUAGCAGCUGUUGACAAAGAUAAAACUGAUAUAUUGAUGUAUUGCACUGGAGGCAUCCGCUGCGAUGUAUACUCCACGAUGCUUAGGAGAAGGGGGUUUAAGCGGUUAUAUACUCUAAAGGGUGGUGUCUCUAAUUACCUUAAAACUGAAGGCUCUGUUGGAUGGAUUGGAAAUCUUUUUGUAUUUGAUGCGCGCCUAUCUCUACCACCAUCAAGCUACAAUUCUGAAGCAGAAAGUGAACAAGGCAGAGUGCAAGAAGUUGUUUCCCCGGUUAAAGCAUUUGCAAGAUGCUACCUUUGUGAUUCAAGUGUUUCUGAGUUGAGGCACCGUAACUGUGCAAACAUAGACUGCAACCUGCUUUUCCUAUGCUGUACAGAGUGCUUGACUGAUCUAAGGGGCUGCUGCUGUUUAAACUGCACUACUGCCCCCCGACUUAGACCCGUGCUACUAGGACAUCAAAGAUACAAAAAGUGGCAUCACUAUCGUGACCUUGAAAUGCAAAGUAGAUGAAGUACUCUUGGGGGUAGGUCGCAUAAUAUUUGAGCACCUGCAUAAAUCUAAGCUAAGCUGCUAGUUAAAAAGAAGGGGGAUUGGACUAGCCCUAUUUUCUUUAUAUUGCCAAAUUUUAGGAUGAGCUUUGGUGUAUUUAAUGUGUGAAUAGGAAUAUCAAAGGUAGAGUUGAUGAAUUUUGAAAACUUGUAUUAGUGAUCUACGAUGCUAUUUCUGUUCUGAGUUGUGAUUUUAUUGGAGUAUUAUUUUUUGACCUGCAAUAUUGAAUGAUGCUAUAGCUCUAUGAACCAGUUCCUCAAUUCCCUUA